Molecule: messenger RNA, 3730 nt
Organism: Pecten maximus
Lineage: Eukaryota; Metazoa; Mollusca; Bivalvia; Pectinida; Pectinidae
Exons: 12
Coding region: 122-3298 (1058 amino acids)
Biological process (GO): signal transduction
Molecular function (GO): protein binding
Source: RefSeq, a predicted model, not a curated record
AUAUACUCUCCGAUUGGACAGUUUUACAAAGCGUGUGAUAACAUGAAGUGUUAAUAAAGGAAUGGACCGGAUAAACUGGACAUAUGUGUUUCAAAAGACAGAUCUCUGAUUAACCUACACUAUGACCAAUGAAAUUAAAACUACUUCUCGCUUGACCUAUCAAGAACUGUGGGAUGCUGUCCGCUUUCGUGAUAUGUCUAAAAUAGACACUUGGGUGAGAGAGGGCCGUGACCUCUUUGAUGACCGACAUAUGACCAUAUACCAUAUUGCGUCACAGUGUGGAAGUGUCGAGUUUAUAGAAGAGCUAGUUCGAAGACAUCCCGCCACGACACACCUGAUCAUGCACGGUAGUAAAGAUGGUGCCGUGACCAGUCUCCACUGGUGCUGUUGUAUGACUGCUACCGAGGAGAACGACGGUAGUCAUAGUGUCGGGAUCCUCGACGCCCUCUGUAGGGCCGCUGGCCCGGGGGCUGCACUAUACGGUACGGGGGACGGGGAUGUCGUGACAUGGACAGAUUGGGCAAAUGACGACGAAAAACUUAAGGAAUAUAUAACAUGGAGAAGACAUAAUACUGAAGGUUUGCCUCCGGAGAUAAGACGUUUAGACAACCGAUCGAUUCACCAAUACAUACAGACGUUUGGCAGCAUGGGGAGCGAGUCUGCUGAGAGAUACAAAAAGGCCAUCCAAGGCAGGACUGAAACCUCCUACUGUGUCCGUCUUGUCUUCCUGGGACACGAAGGUGUCGGCAAGACAACACUGAUGUUACGGAUGACUGACCAGGACAUCGGGAAAUUAAAACCUACAAACCAACUGGACGUCCUCCUAAAUCUACUCAUUAUUGACCGUAUCAGUAAACAGCGCAGGCUUCUUCAGCCAGGGAUGGAACAAGAGGUUACUCGCCAAAGGCUCAAAGAUGUAAUAGCCGACUCAUUUCUGUCCAAAACAGAAGAUGUCGCAGCAACAAGUAACACAACGAAGUCUUCGGAUAGUCCACUUAGUGAUCUCAUAGCCAGUACAUCUGAUGGAAGUACUAUUGUGGCACCGGACACGCCCUCUGAUGCUACCUAUACGCCAACUUCGCCCGUAACACCUGACAAAAUAGUCUUAACCAUGCCCCCUACAGCCACCCCAGCUGUCCACACAGAAGCAGCCGUCGUUAUGACAACUGGACCGACCGAGGAUUUUGGACAAAAAGGACAUAAAACCUAUGUCAGUGUCUUUGAUUUUGGUGGAGAAAUGAUGUUCUCCACUUUUCAGCACAUUUUCCUCAAUACAAACGCAGUUAUACUGCUCUGUUUCAGUUUACAUAAUUGUUUCCAGAACGACGCGAUCUUAGAACGUGUUCACUUCUGGCUGAAAUUCCUGUCUACAUUUUCUGAUGCCAACAGCAGAUAUCAACCACCCGUGAUUCUCGUGGGAACCCACCUAGACAUGGUGGAGGAGAAUCAGAGAACGUCAAUUAGGCGAGAGGUCCGACGAAAAAUCAAGAGUGAUCCCAAAGUCGCUAGUGCGUUUGACAGACACGUGGUUGAGUUUGUGGUCAUAGACAGCACUCUUGGUGCACGGCCAGCCUAUGAUGGCCUCUGGAACAUCGUACUGGAGGCUGCCGUCCACCAGUCACAAUGGGGUCAACUUCUCCCCGCUACAUGGAUCACACUGGAACGUGAUUUGAUGGUUCUGAAAGGUGAAGGAGUGAAGGUCCUAACUUUAAAUGAGGUUAAGACCAGAGCUAGGAAUCUGGUGGUUCCAUUGGAUGAACGUGACGUUCUUGCAAUGCUGGAGUAUCUCCAUGUAAUACGAAGUAUUUUAAGCUUCCAAUUAGAAAACCCGGAUUCAAGGAUUAUCCUUGAUCCCCAGUGGUUGAUCCAGGCUUUCAGACUGAUUGUGACUACAGUGAAAUUCCGCCAGGAAGGGAUAAACACUGCCCUUAUCAUGGAAUACGACAGAACUAGAAGACUGACCUUACCAUUUGUCAAUGCGGUAUGGACAAAGGGAAGUGUUGAUGGAUUUAUGGAGUUCAGAGAUACCAUAUUGUUCUACCUUGACCGUCUUGAGCUGAUUGUGAAGCCGCUCCCCAAAGAGGAUGAAGCGUCUGUGGACUACUAUAUAGUACCGUGCUUGUUAGAUGAACCAAACCCGGAUCAUAUCAGACCAUUGCUGGAACAGAAAGGGAUCAUCAAGUCUCCGACACUUUGUUUCGAGUUCCAUGGAAGGUUCAUUCCUCCAGCUAUGUACAAUAAGGUUUUAGCUUCUUGCAUACACCGCUUCGAGGUGAUGCGAAUGUCAAACCAGGACGACAAACUGUAUCUACAGCAGGGCUUGGCAUGUUUUGCUAUAAGUGGUCGAUGGAAUAUGGUUCUACAUUGCAAAGACUCUCAAAUGAAGAUUACUUUAUUUUCCAACGUUGUGAAGAAGGUAGAGGAGGGGGAUGGUUACAUGGUUCGCAUCAUUUUGGAAAAUAUUGUUCAAGGUACAAUGAAACGAUCCCAACAAGGUCACCUUUCGUUUGAUUACUACGUCAGCGAUGACUUUCAGGUGAAAAAUAUCGAGAAUAUGGUAAAAGUCUUAAUGACAACCCAGACAAAAUUGAAAUCUCGACGGUCAUUUGAGAUGGCUGUGUGGUUCACUGAACGAAAACAGGUGGCGAAGCCUUCUCUAUCAGUUCCACAAGCCGAGCGUGCUCUAUUGAGAAGAUGCCCUAUGCCAAGGGAAAUAAUUCGAAUUGCAAAGUAUGUGGGGAAUACAUAUACCCUUUUCUUUGGUAUCAUGGGUAUGAACGAGGUUAGAAUUCAACAGCUUCGGGAACAGUUUGAGAAUGGACAAAGGUUGGACUUCCUUUCCGUGAUAGCCAGGAUAACCUUCGCCUGGAAAGACGAAUUCGGGGGAAAAGCAAAUUUCAUGCAAGUGAAAAAUGCAUUUGAAUUUUGCGGACUCGACCUGACCGGACUGUUUGAAGAAAUAGAACAACUUAAAAUUGAGAAAAUAUCGCAAGAAGAUCUUGGGAUUCCUGCUAGCAUUCAGAAUUCACGCCCAACCGAGAAUGAGUUAUCGGAUAUAUCAAUGAUCAUCUUAAGAGGAUAUUUCAUAGUAUUCGUAGAACUGAAUGUUACCAUAGAAACAAUAGAAUUGGCAGAAAUGGAUAACAACAAAGCCAUGGAUUUGAUAAGAUAUCUUCUUGAAUAUUGGAUGAAGACAUUUCGAGCUGAAGCUACAGUCAGGAAACUGUACUUGGCUCUAAAGGAGUGUAAAAGAAAUUACACGAAACUAAUAGAUUUGAUGAAACGAAGACUUGUGUAAUCUGCCAAACAGCAAGAAACAAUAUCUGACGACGCAGAGGAGCGCAUUAGAUGUGUGUGAUUUGAUUGUGACUCAUGAUCAGGUCGAUAGUUGUCCUUGUAGUUACAAACAGAUAUGGCAACACCAGAUGGAUACUCCAGAGACUCAGUGAAUUGUGUUGACUAUAGUUAAAGACAUGUUUAACUUGACGAUGAUCUUGCAUCCAAAGCUUGAUAAUUUCAGGGUGAAAACAUGAUGACUGUUCUUUAAAUAUUGUACAUACAUCGUUCGAAUCCUGUUGAAAUUGUAUGCUCUAUGUAUAGGUUGAUGCUGAUCUAAACCACGGUGGAUCUUUCACGUAAAGUGACGGUUUUAUCAUUUCCUCCAAAAGUCAAAAGUAAAAAAAAUACAAAAAAAAACACACCACAUAAACUGUACUGAUCAAAAUAAACG